Molecule: messenger RNA, 359 nt
Organism: Staurois parvus
Lineage: Eukaryota; Metazoa; Chordata; Amphibia; Anura; Ranidae
Source: the annotation of a GenBank genome assembly
AGCAGGGCCACCCACCAGCUCUGCCCACCUGUGCCCAACAGUGCACCCACCUGUGCCCAGCAGUGCCCACCAGUGCCACCCAGCACCCAGCAGUGCUGCCAGUCAGUGCCACCAGUCAGUGCCCAGCGGUUGUGCCAGUCAGUGCCCAGUCAAUUCCUAGAAGUGCCGCCAGUUAGUGCCCAGCAGUGAUGCCAGUCAGUGCCACCUAUCAGUGCUGUCUAUCAGUACCCAUCAUCAGUGCCACCUAUCAGUGCCGCCUAUCAGUGCUGCCUAUCCGUGACACCCCAUUAGUGCUGCAUAUCAGUGCCACCUAUCCGUGCCACCUCAGUAGUGCUGCCUAUCAGUGUCGCCUAUCAGUG